This is a messenger RNA of Oncorhynchus gorbuscha (pink salmon), 2366 nucleotides long. Its product is annotated as cleavage and polyadenylation specificity factor subunit 6-like. Lineage: Eukaryota; Metazoa; Chordata; Actinopteri; Salmoniformes; Salmonidae. The record is from RefSeq and is a predicted model, not a curated record. Gene Ontology annotation, molecular function: mRNA binding. Gene Ontology annotation, cellular component: mRNA cleavage and polyadenylation specificity factor complex. Gene Ontology annotation, biological process: mRNA alternative polyadenylation.
GCUUUCCUGUUUGCAUUUUGUCUUGUUCAGGUCGAUCGGUGGAGGAGGCGGUCUGGAAAAUGGCUGACGGAGUUGAUCACAUCGACAUCUACGCCGAUGUUGAAGAGGAUUUCAACCAGGAAUCAGACUACCCUGCCCAUGACCAGAUAGACUUGUAUGACGAUGUUAUCUCUCCUUCGGCCAAUAAUAACGGAGACGCACCUGAGGACCGGGACUACCUGGACAACCUACCCCCACCUGCUGGCUCCGAGGGGAACAAGAGCACCCCGCCCAACGUGGUUUACACGUACACUGGCAAGAGGAUCGCCCUGUACAUAGGCAAUCUCACAUGGUGGACAACAGACGAAGAUUUGACAGACGCCAUUGGAUCAAUAGGCAUUAAGGAUCUGCUGGAGAUCAAGUUCUUUGAGAACAGAGCCAACGGCCAGAGUAAAGGGUUUGCCCUGGUGUGUGUGGGCUCAGACACGUCCUCUAGGAAGCUACUGGACCUGCUGGCUAAACGGGAGCUCCACGGACAGAACCCCAUUGUUACCCCCUGCAACAAACAGUCCCUCAGCCAGUUCGAGAUGCAGUCUCGGAAAAGUACAUCGGGUGGGCAGAUGUCCGGAGAUGGGAAGGCGGGACCCCCCACCAUGGGCCCCCGCGGUGGCUUCCCCAUGGGCAUGGGUAGGGGCCGAGGCCGCUUCCCCGGGCCUCCUGGUCCUGGAGGAGACCGCUUCCCUGGGCCCAUCGGACCCGGAGGGCCCCCACCACACUUCCCAGGGUCGGGGAUGAGGCCACCUGAACUCAUUAACCAUAGACACCAAGAAGGCCACCUGAUGGAUAUGAAUUUCAAUUGCUUCCCGCCGGGACGUGAUGGGAAUUGGCGACCCAGAGGUGGUAUGCAGGGCCCACCUCGACCCCCUCCUGGCCCACUAGGUCCCCCUGGACCCCUAGGCCCCCCUCCCCCAGGACAGGGCCUCCCCCUCCCAUGCAAGGUCCCCCAACCGUGGCGACCGCCCCCACCCCCGGUCAUGUUCCCCGGCCAAUUCGGCCAGCCCCUGGGUCCUCUCCCCCUGGCCCCCCCACACGGCUUCGGCCCUCCUCCUGGCCCCCACCCCCCACAGGGCCCUCCACCCCCGGGUCAUUUCCCUCCUCGCCCCCCCGGGCCGCUUGGACCACCUCUGGCCCUCGCUCCCCCACCACACAUGACCGGGCCCCGACCUGGAGGCCCCCCACCGGCUCCCCAUGUCAACCCAGCGUUCUUCCCUCCUCCUGGGGGUCCUAACAACAUGGGGGGCCCUCCUGGAGGAGACGGCAGGGGCCCCAACGGGCCCAACGACCCCUAUGGACGUCCACCUCCGUAUGACCGGGGAGACUUCGGCCCCGCCGGCAGGGAGAUGGAGUCGGCGCGGACACCGCUGAGCGAGGCAGAGUUUGAGGAGAUCAUGAACCGGAACCGAGCCAUCUCCAGUAGUGCCAUCUCUAGGGCGGUGUCAGAUGCUAGCGCUGCUGACUACGGCAGUGCCAUAGAGACUCUGGUGACAGCCAUCUCUCUGAUCAAGCAGUCCAAGGUCUCAGCUGACGACCGCUGCAAAGUCCUCAUCAGCUCUCUACAGGACUGUCUCCACGGCAUCGAGAACAAGUCCUACGGCUCUGCCUCCAGACGCGAGAGGUAGGAGCGUGACCACAGCCGAUCCCGGGAGAAGAGCCGGCGCCACAAGUCCCGUAGCCGCGACCGCCACGAGGACUACUACCGCGAACGCAGCCGGGAGAGAGAACGACACCGCGGGGACAGAGAACGAGAACGUGAACGAGACCGUGAGAGGGAGUACCGACAUCGUUAGAGGAGCCUACGGAAGAGGACAGGGAUGAGGACGCCUCUUCACAACCAGCAGGCCCUACAUCAGGAUCGCCUUGUCAACUAGUCCCCCCCCCCUCUCUCUCUGUCUGUGUCUCCAUGGUUACCAGGGGACUGACUACCUGGGAAUCGCUCACAGCUGUGUAAGGCUAUAAGUAGUGUUCUUUAAAAUCAUUCUCAUGGUAUAAAAAAACUACUCAACAGCUAUUUUUAUUUUACUGAAAUUUUAUUUGAUGUGAACGAAAAAAUGAUUACCUACCUGUGUUGACAGGCUUCUUUCAAGCUUUGCGAAAAUAACAAAUGACUACAUUUGCCUGCUCUAUUCCAAAACGGACAACUUUUGACUGCUAUAAUGUGUACAUUUUGUCAGGUUAAGAGCUGAUUUUUACAGGGAGGUUUUUUUGUUUUUUUCGUCUUCAUUUCCUCUCGUGCCCCUCCCUACUUUUCUCGUUAGGAUAAUGUUUGUAAAUGUCUCUGCUCUGAAUAUUAAAAUAGAUUCUGUGUUGUAAUAAACUUGUUUACUGGG